AGCAGUUCCAUUCUUGCAGGUAAACUUUCUAGGUCACUUAGCUGGUGGUGUUUCAACCCAGGACUCGCAAUGAAAGAAUUUGUGAAACUUGGUGUGCUCUCAAUUAUAUUGACAUCCGGAACAUUAUCUCCCCUUGAAUCAUGUGCCCAGGAAAUGAACUUGGAAUUUCCAGUGAGGUUGGAGAACCCUCAUGUUGUGUCAUCUGAUCAGGUCUGGGUGGGAGUUGUACCUAGUGGUCCCUCUGGUUAUUCGCUUAAUUCCUCCUAUCGCACUCGUGAUUCUCUUGAGUAUAAGCAGGAACUGGGCAACACCAUUGUGAAUUUAUCUAAAAUUGUGCCUGCUGGAUUACUUGUCUUCUUUCCAUCUUACUAUCUUAUGGAUCGAUGCAUUGAAUGUUGGAAGAGUAUGAGUCAUGCAAGGUCGAGUGAUUGCAUUACAAUAUGGGAAAGAAUCUGCAAAAAUAAACAGCCUGUUAUAGAACCCAAGCAGUCGGCACUUUUCCCAAAUGCAGUCGAGGAUUUUGAGGCUAAACUGCAUGAUAGGACUACUUCGGGGGCAAUUUUUUUUGCAGUUUGUCGUGGCAAAGCCUCUUCUAAUACUCAUGAAUCCUUGGACAACACAUGGUCUACUUGCAUUUUAACCCUAUUCUGA
Messenger RNA from Dendrobium catenatum, 651 nucleotides. Its product is annotated as regulator of telomere elongation helicase 1 homolog. The record is from RefSeq and is a predicted model, not a curated record. Bases 70 to 651 code for a protein of 193 amino acids. Gene Ontology annotation, biological process: telomeric loop disassembly; negative regulation of DNA recombination; negative regulation of t-circle formation. The transcript has 6 exons. Gene Ontology annotation, cellular component: nucleus. Gene Ontology annotation, molecular function: nucleic acid binding; ATP binding; hydrolase activity, acting on acid anhydrides, in phosphorus-containing anhydrides. Lineage: Eukaryota; Viridiplantae; Streptophyta; Magnoliopsida; Asparagales; Orchidaceae.